This is a messenger RNA of Cajanus cajan (pigeon pea), 1782 nucleotides long. Lineage: Eukaryota; Viridiplantae; Streptophyta; Magnoliopsida; Fabales; Fabaceae. The record is from RefSeq and is a predicted model, not a curated record.
CAAGUCUAAAAGACCUUAUAACAUGUAACCUAGGUUCACUUAUAAGUUUCUUAGAUCUUGUUCCUCUUCAAUUUUUACAAUCUCGUACAAUUUUUCAAAUCAAUUAAGUUAGUGUGUUCUAAAGAAACCUUAGAAAUUUGAGUACAACGCUAUGCCUUUGGGGGAGGACUACGACUACGAGGAUGCUAGGAACCUUAGGAAGCCUUUCGUCACCAACAACGUUGGAAAUGGCAAUUUAUUUGUUGUGCUAUGCGUCCUCGUCGUGGCUUUGGGUCCUAUCCAAUUCGGUUUCACGUGUGGCUAUUCUUCUCCAACACAAGCUGAUAUGAUUCGAGAUCUUAAUCUCUCGAUUUCAAGGUUUUCACUUUUUGGAUCUUUAUCCAACGUUGGUGCAAUGGUGGGAGCUACGGUCAGUGGCCAAAUAGCGGAAUACUUUGGACGUAAAGGGUCACUAAUAGUUGCAGCAGUCCCAAAUAUAUUUGGAUGGCUAGCCAUUUCUGUAGCGAAAGACUCAUCGCUAUUGUUUAUGGGAAGAUUGAUGGAAGGUUUUGGCGUGGGAAUAAUCUCUUAUGUGGUACCUGUUUAUAUAGCAGAGGUAUCACCUCGAACCAUGAGAGGUAGUCUUGGAGCCGUGAAUCAGCUCUCAGUUACUAUUGGGAUCAUGUUCGCUUAUCUAUUGGGCCUUUUUGUCAACUGGAGAGUGCUAGCAGUUCUAGGAAUUAUUCCCUGCUCAAUACUAAUACCCGGGCUAUAUUUCAUUCCAGAAUCUCCUAGAUGGUUGGCCGAAAUGGGGAUGAUAGAAAAGUUUGAAGCUUCUUUACAAACUUUACGUGGACCCAAAGUUGAUAUUACUAUGGAAGCACAAGAAAUUCAGGGAUCUUUGGUGUCGAAUAACAAGACAGAUACUAUACAGUUUGGAGAUCUCAAGAGGAGAAGAUAUUGGUUUCCUUUAAUGGUAGGUAUUGGACUACUUAUGCUCCAGCAACUUACUGGCAUCAAUGGUGUUUUAUUCUAUUCUAGUAAGAUAUUUUCAAGUGCAGGAAUUUCAUCCAGCGACAGUGCUACAUUUGGACUUGGAGCUAUGCAGGUUGCAAUGACAGGGAUUGCUACUUCGUUAGUUGACAGAAGUGGAAGAAGGAUGCUUCUUAUACUAUCCUCCUCUAUAAUGACGCUUAGCCUCCUCCUUGUAGCUACUGCAUUCUAUUUGGAGGGAGUGGUAUCAGAUGAUUCUAGCCUUCAUCAAAUGUUGGCAAUGCUCUCUGUUAUGGGGCUUGUGGCUUUGGUCAUUGGAUUUUCUCUGGGCAUUGGACCAAUUCCCUGGAUUAUAAUGUCUGAGAUACUUCCACCAAAUAUUAAAGGGCUUGCUGGAAGUGCAGCUACCUUUUUGAAUUGGUUCACUGCAUCAGUAAUUACCAUGACUUCAAAUUUGCUUUUAAAUUGGAGCAGUGCAGGAACAUUCACAAUUUACGCCAUUUUUUCCGCCAUCACUGUUGGAUUUGCGACACUUUGGGUUCCCGAGACCAAGGACAGAACAUUGGAAGAAAUUCAAGCAUCGUUUAUAAGAUGAAUUUAAUUAUAUAGUUAGAUGGAUGAUUUUUAUGCUAGCUCACUGUAUUUAAGCUAGCACAUGGAGUAGGUUAAUUUCAAUAUACAUAUAUAUAAAUAUCAUUUUCGUUUCUUUGUUAAUAGUAUAUUUUAAAUCUUUCCGGCCAAGAUUGAGUUAGAUAAAUGUGUACGAGAAUUUGAGAAAACAAAUCAUGUUUUGUGCAAAGAAACUCUUAU